GAUAAGAAAAUUGUCAUUGGUGGUUAUGGCUUUUCAUGCUGCCUGGAGCUUGACUGUUCCGGUGUUCCCCGCGCUUUCUCUCAAUGGAUUGCUGAUCAUGUUCAGGUUAAUAGCACAGAUAUAAUUCUUGAUGGGGGGUGUAUUCAUUUGAGUGUUCAGUCUUUCUCUCAAGUCACGGGCCUUGUUAAUGGCGAGUUUCCUGUAAAGGGUCAUUCUGAAGGGGCAAAAGAAGCUUUUGUUAGCUUUCUGGGCUUGUUUGAAUUCCCCACAAUUAAGACACUCGGCGGUUUACUCCUAGAAAAUGUCCUUACUGAUGAGCAGUACUUUGUUUGCUUCAUGGCAGUUUAUUUGGUCUCUUUUUUGUGCCCAAAUUCUAAUACAUAUCCUAGCACAAAAUAUCUGUCUUCACUACUGGUUCCUGCGGAAGUGAGAGAUUACAACUGGGCCCUGUUUGGAUUCAACUGGUACAUCACAAGCGUGAAAAAAUAUUUGAAGGACCAGCCCAAAUUGUUGUCUUCCAAGUCUAAUCUUACGCUCGGUGGAUGCGACUAUUACCCAGCCGUUGUGUACCUAGACUUUGUUGAUUUUGGUGAUCGUAGCCCACAAGGCUGUUUCCCACGAAUUGCAGUGUGGAAAAAUGAUAUGAUAAAGGAGUUCUCCCGCAAUGAUUUGAAACAUGGCCAUGAGUAUGGCCUUUGCAAUCUUACAAGUUUGUCCAACACUUGCUAUGGGAUAUGCAUUAGUGAUGGAGCUUCAACUUCUCGAUCAUCCUCUUUUCCAGAUUCUUUAGAAUCAUCUUUCAAGGAUUGCCUCCCUGGUCAUGUUUUGAAGGAUAUCUGCAAUUUGUAUCAAAUUUUCUGUUGCACUACCGACCAGGUGGUUGCAUCAAGAACUGGCGAUCUUGUAUUAGAUGUUUUGAAAUGUGUCAGAGCUGCAAGUGAUAAUAUGGAUGCCUCUCAAUUUGCCGAUUCCAGCGGCUACCUUUACGCCGAUGCUUGUGAUACCAGGGAUGUAGACAAUGCUUUUCGUCAUACCCCAUUAGUUUCCGAAGGAGGGGUAGGGACUGUUAAUCAUGCUGCUGUUGGGACCGCAAUCCCUUUGAAUUCUGAUAGUACAUUAAAAAUCGACGACCCUAACGCCAUCCCCGACCUCAAUGAUGCUGCAAUGUCUAACUGCCCACAGUCGUUGUCAAUUCUGGUGUCUCUGAAUCUGAUGCGUUAG
Brachypodium distachyon (stiff brome) is the source of this 1221-nucleotide messenger RNA. RefSeq lists its product as uncharacterized. The record is from RefSeq and is a predicted model, not a curated record. Bases 337 to 1221 code for a protein of 294 amino acids. The transcript has 4 exons. NCBI's taxonomy places the organism in Eukaryota, Viridiplantae, Streptophyta, Magnoliopsida, Poales, Poaceae.